AAUCUGGAUGGUAUAUAAGGAAACGGCUGCGCUGAGAACUCUGUCAGUCAUUCUUUGCCCAUCUACCACCACCGCAGGAGCAACAAUGAGGAUCGCGGUGUGCGCAGUUUUGCUGGCGGUGUGCUGCUUUUCUGCCGCGGAAGAGAAGGCGCGUGCCAAGACGGAGAAGCGAGGCCUGCUGGGGCUCGGCUAUGGUGGCUUCGGCGGCGGGUACGGCUACGGAGGCGGCUACGGGGGCGGGUACGGCUACGGUGGAGGGUACGGCUUUGGGGGCGGUCACGGGGAGGUCAAGGCCGUCACCAUCACCAAGGAGGUGUCGGUGCCGGUACCGCAGCCGUACCCGGUGCCGGUGGAGAGGACCGUGCCGUACCCGGUCAGCGUGCCCGUGAAGGUGCCGGUGGACAGGCCGUACCCCGUGCACGUGCCGCAGCCGUACCCCGUGCACGUGGAGCAGCCGGUGCCGUACCCCGUGCACGUGCCGCAGCCGUACCCCCUGCCCGUACCUCACCCCGUCCUCGUCAAGCAGCCCGUGCCCGUCGCCGGAGGCUACGGAGCGUACGGCGGAUUCGGAGGCGGGCACUCCAGCUUCGGUGGCUUCGGGGGCUACCACCACUAAGUGUCAUCCGUGCCGUCGCACCCACUCGUCUGACAGCUAUCUUCACAGUAGAACUGCGCCACCACGUAUUUCCAUUCGUUUGUUUCCUUUUUGUUAGAUCGAGAUCUCUACGUACCAAAAAGUUGCAGAUUAUUGUUGAUUCCAAUAAAAUUACAUGCAAAGAUUAA
Molecule: messenger RNA, 783 nt
Organism: Schistocerca gregaria
Lineage: Eukaryota; Metazoa; Arthropoda; Insecta; Orthoptera; Acrididae
Product: shematrin-like protein 2
Exons: 2
Coding region: 8-616 (202 amino acids)
Source: RefSeq, a predicted model, not a curated record